AUGACAGGCAUCGACGGCGUGCCGGCCCCGACGGGCCACGGGAUCAACGAGUCCGAGAUACCGGGUACCGUUCAUCUCGUGGAUCUCGACCACAACGCCGCAACGUUGCAUGACGGGACACGAGAAGAUAUUAUCCUCAUUCCUACUCCUUCGGCAGACGUCAACGACCCCCUCAAUUGGUCCUGGCGGCGAAAGCGGCUUCAUCUCUGCUGCUUGUUGGUAUUUACCAUGUUCAACGGCUUGACACUUGCCGUCGUCUAUUCUGUCCUCGUGCCGCUGUCCGACGCCCUUGAUGUCCCGAUCGGUGGGCUCGUCGCCGGGACGGGCUACAUGUUCCUGCUACUCGGCUGGGGACUGCUGUUCUGGCAGCCCUUUGCGCUGCAGUACGGCAAGCGACUCACCUACCUGCUCUCCAUGCUUGGCUGCACGGCCAUUUCGAUAUGGAGCCCCUACGCGAGGGGCAAGGGACAAUGGAUAGCGCGCAACAUCGUGAUGGGCUUCGUCGCGGCCCCCGUAGAGGCUCUCCCGGCGGCGUCCAUCACCGACAUUUGCUUUACGCACGAGCGCGGCGCGUUCAUGGGCUGGUACUCCUGGGCGCUGGCCUCGUCCAACUACGUGGCGCCCAUCAUCGCGGGCUUCAUCAACGACGGCAUGGGGUACCAAUGGCCGUUUUACUUUGUGGGCAUGUUCGCCGGCGCGAGCCUCGUCUUCCUCUUCUUGUUCCUCGAGGAGACCAACUACGAUCGCAAGAGCGUCGGCGUCGUCUACACAGAAGGCCGUCCCGCGACCACCGCCUACGAGAAGCACACGGUGGCGGAGGAGGGAGAGAAAGGGGGAACCGCCGACAAGCUGCGCCAAUCCGAGUUCGCCGACGUCGAGUCCACCGUCGACGGCAGCAGUGUCCCACACGUGCGCGGCGUCCCGGCAGGUCUGACGGGCACCGAAAAGUCGUUUUGGCAGAAGCUAAGCCUGCUCGAUGCGCCGCGGCGCUUCAUGAUGUUCUCGCGCGCCUGGCAGCUGCUCAAGCUGCUGUCGUGGCCCGUGGUGCUCUACUCGGGCUUCUCGUACGGGUGCUACCUGGUCUGGUUCAACAUCCUGACGGCGACCAACUCGGUCAUCCUGAGCGGCGCGCCGUACCACUUUGCGCCGAGCGUGGUGGGACUGACGUACAUAGCGUGCAUGAUUGGGGCCAUCAUCGGAGCUGCGUACAGCGGCCCCGUGUCGGACUGGUUCGUGAUCCGCAUGGCACGACGCAACCACGGCGUGUUUGAGCCCGAGCAGCGCCUCUGGCUCUUUACGGUGACGACCAUUCUCGUCCCCGCCUCGCUUCUUCUCUGGGGCGUCGGUGCCGCGCACCAAGUCCACUGGCUCGCGCUGGUCUUCGCCAUGGUGGUGCUGUCCGCGUGCUGCGCGUCGGGCAUCACGCUCUCCUUCAACUACCUCAUCGACUCGUUCCGCGACAUCGCGGGCGACGGGCUGGGGACGUGCAUCAUCAUCCGCAACACCAUGGGCUUCGCCAUCGGGUACGGCAUCACGCCGUGGGUCGGCGCGCUGGGCCUGCAGGACUGCUUCAUCAGCGUCGCCGCCGUGUCGCUGGCCAUAUGCGCCGUCUACCUGCCCGUCAUCUUUUUCGGCAAGAGGCUGCGCGCCGUGAACCGCGACGGCUACUGGCGAGAGGUCAAGGCGCGGCUGGAGGCGGGGAGCAUCUGA
Purpureocillium lilacinum is the source of this 1710-nucleotide messenger RNA. RefSeq lists its product as uncharacterized. Gene Ontology annotation, cellular component: plasma membrane. Lineage: Eukaryota; Fungi; Ascomycota; Sordariomycetes; Hypocreales; Ophiocordycipitaceae. The record is from RefSeq and is a predicted model, not a curated record. Gene Ontology annotation, molecular function: transmembrane transporter activity. Gene Ontology annotation, biological process: transmembrane transport.